UCGCUGCGGCAGGAGGUGGGGGCUGUGAGACGCGGAACCGGAGCUGCCUGCCCGGGACGGGCUGCGGGGCCUGACGCUGUGCGCUGCUCGGGCGCUGCAGGGAGUUUUGGCAGAGGUGCGAGCUGUUCUCUAACUUAGCUGUGGAGUAGGGACAGACACACACCAUGGCAGAAAAGGUGAACAAUUUUCCUCCACUCCCAAGAUUCAUCCCCUUGAAGCCAUGUUUCUACCAGGAUUUUGAUGAUGACAUUCCACCACAGCAUCGCAUCUUGGCCAAGCGCCUUUACUACCUCUGGAUGUUGAACAGCAUCACCUUGGCAGUGAAUCUGAUUGGCUGCCUCGCAUGGCUGAUUGGAGGCGGUGGAGCUGUUAAUUUUGGACUGGCAAUUCUCUGGCUCCUUCUCUUUACACCCUGCUCCUAUGUCUGCUGGUUUAGACCUAUUUACAAAGCCUUCAAGACAGACAGUUCUUUCAGCUUCAUGGCUUUCUUCUUCACAUUCAUGGCCCAGCUGGUGAUCAGCAUUAUCCAGGCGGUGGGGAUCCCUGGCUGGGGAGUCUGUGGCUGGAUUGCAGCAAUAUCCUUCUUUGGGACCAACGUAGGUGCAGCUGUGGUGAUGCUUAUCCCCACCAUCAUGUUUACAGUCGUGGCAGUCUUCUCCUUCAUUGCCCUCAGUAUGGUGCAUAAAUUUUACCGGGGCAGCGGGGGGAGUUUCAGCAAAGCGCAAGAAGAGUGGACCACGGGAGCUUGGAAGAACCCGCAUGUACAACAGGCAGCGCACAACGCAGCAGUCAGUGCUGCACAAGGGGCCACGAUGCAGCAUGAAACACAGUAUUCUGCCACCCCUAACUACACCUAUUCCAAUGAGAUGUGAGCAGAAGACUGUCCUGAGGUGGGGGGGAGGGAGGAAAGGGAGAAUACUGCUGAGCCAAGUCUGUGUAAGCAUUUCAACAAGGGAAGUGUAAGAUACUUGAUUUUUCCCUCUACUCUAGAACAGGGUAUUUUUUGUUCGUUUUUUUUUCUGAUUCUCUUUUCUCAUUUUGAAGAAGCUGUGAGUUGACCUGCGGGACACUUGUGCUGUGCAGUAGUAACUGUGUGCUUGUGUUCCCCCGUGAAGUAGUGUAUGGUGGUGAUUUUUAAAUUACUGUGGUGAUAGGUGUAUGUUUAUAACAUCAGCAAAAAAAAAAACCCCAACAAGCUCACUAAAAUGUCAAGAGCAAAACUGGAGAUCCCUGACAACUUGGGAGUUCCAGUGGCUAAUACUUCCAGUUGCUAAUGUGUGGUUAGUAGUGGCUGCCUCUAGCGAGGACUGGUACCAGUUUAUCCAAUCCCGGGAAUUCUCCUUUUUCUUGUAGCAGGUUACUAGCUGAUUUAGUACUUAAAUUCUCUGAAGCCAGUCCAUAUCCUCCCUCCUAGGUUCAGAGACAACAGGUUUUCCUAACACAUGGUGUUGUAAUUUAUUCUUCGAUGUAUUGUGAGGAAGACAGUAUUGGUGUGUAACCAUAGAUCAAGGGCCUCAAGGCAGUGUUGGGAAUUUGCCCUGUUGAAUUGUAGCAGACCUUCCCAUUAGUAUGAAACUUUGGUACAUUCCAGAAGCUCCGGACUGAGUUCCAUGCUCUGAGCCAUAUAUUUUUAAGGUGUUCAGGUGGGGAAAAGUGAUGGUAAAAUUGGUGUAGUGUUUUUCAACAGAUCUACUCUUCGGCACAGUAAGGGCCAAAUCUUGUUACUAGACACAUUGCUUCAGUGGUAUUGCUUAUGUAUAGGGUGACCAGAUGUCCCGAUUUUUAUAGGGACAGUCCCGAUUUUUGGGUCUUUUUUUUAUAUAGGCUCCUAUUACCCCCCUACCCUCUGUCCCUUUUAUUCACAUUUGCUGUCUGGUCACCCUACUUAUGUAAGUAAUAUGAACAGAAUUUGGCCCUACAAAUUAUCAUCUGCUGGUUUUAGGCUCCUUUGAAAACCAGAGCCUAAGGGAGUGAAGUGCCCAACUUCUCUUGAAAUUCAGUGGGAUCAGGCUUGCUUGCAGAUCACAAGCUUAAUGUCCAAGAAGUGUUUACUCCUGUUGGCCCUGAAAACCUCACACAGCUAGGGGAGAGCGAGUUGGAUUCAGACGUCAUGCACGUUGUCAGUGCAGUGGUCAAUUAAACUUGCCCUGCCGCAUUUUCUGAUACAAAAUGCAGAAGAAAACAACAACUUCAAUUUCAGAUCCUGGCUGGAAUUUACAGCUCUGGCAGUUAAAAGAAAAUGGAUAUUACUGGGAAGGAAUAGGGGUGAAAUAUGCUUAUUUUUAGAGAGAGACAUUUUAGACUUUGAAUGCACUUUAAGUAGGGAGGCCAAAUUUUCUCCAAACCAUAAUCAGAAAUUAGUUCAAAUUUAAUCUAAUCUGGUCCCUUUGAUCAAGUAUCUCCUUUCUUCCCUGAUCAAUACUCCCCAAAGUCUUAAACCUGUAGCAGGCAAAUGGUGGUCCUGUAAUUUAGUAACCCAACAUUCCACAGCUUAUUAAUUUUCUAGUUGCGCUGCUUUUCAGGCCAUCAAAACCCCUUCUCUUAGCUACCUAAUAAUGUCUGUAUAUGAAAUAUAUAUGCAAGAAUUAUGCCAUAUGAAUGAUUUUUUUCCAGCAAAGCCAACCAAAAAUAAAGAAGUUUCCUUUUUAAGGAUGCAACUUAAGUAAUUCUGCAGCAGCCAGUUGUCUUUUGACAAGGCUGUGAAACAAAGGUCUGAUAAAAAUGUAUAUAUCUUAUUGAGGAAAGGAAGCCUUCACUGAGCCUAUUAUAUACUUAAUCAGAUUUUAAAUAUUGUGCAAUUAAUUAUAGCUAGUCUAAAAUGUAUUCUACCAAACCUUGUGGUCUGUUAGUCCCCUGGUUGAGAAUGUACAAAUUAACAGUGAUUAGUUUCACCUUCUGUAUUUAUCAUAAGAAAGACAAGCUAUUAAAACAAGCAGUAACACAAACAUACAGCUUUAGCCAACUCUCCUGUCUAUUACAUCCCCAAAAUCUAUGAAUGUGGCUGAUCCUCAGUAAAAUGACACUGAAUGCAUCAGCAUGGCUGCCACCGAUGACAGAAGCUGUGCAGAAUACAGUACCUUGAUUUAAUUAUUAUUUGUACUUAACCUGUGACUGCUAACCGAGUGAUGCCAAGAGUUUAGAUACUGCUCUAAUUCUGGAGUAACACCAAUGAAAUCAAAGGAUUUACAGCCGAUUCUCACCAAUAUGAGAUGAUAAUCUGCUCUGGCCCAAUGAUGGUAUGUGCAUUGGUGGAGUCAGCAUUUCCAAUGGCAAAUCGGAUGCCAAUGUAGCUUUUUGGCUGGCAGGUAGGGUGAGUGAAGGUGUUGCUUCAAAACAGCAACAGCUCAUUGGCCAUAAAGUAUUCACACAGUUAAAUUCCACAUAAACCUGCAACCCCCAUUUUCUAUCUUUUUGUCUGGAGAUUCCUCACUCUGUCUUGAGUUUUAUGUUCUACGUGUGUCCAGCCAAUUCCGAAAGGCAGGGCCAUGAAGAUAUGAUUAUGUCACAGUGAUCAUCACUGGUACAGAACCGUGAAUUUUGCCAUUUAUAUAGACCUUGCUGCCUUGGAUUAACGGUUCAUUAGCUUUGAUCUAGACCUUUUUCAAAGAGCACUAUAUCAAAGCAAGCAGCAGGGUCCACAAAAUUGCUAUGACCAUAGUGUGAAAUGAUCUGUUUUUACUGUGAUUGUGCUGUGAAUUGCGCAUAAUUUUACUGUGACAAAAUCUUAAGCCAUAAUGAUGCAUCAUAGGUCCAACUUCCAUUCUGAGAGGCACAGGCAUUUUGUUAUCUUGCAAACAGUAGCAUUUAGAUUCCUUGACCACACAAUUGGGAGUGUUUCGUGCCUAUUAAAAAUACGGAUAUUGUUAAAGAAAUCACACAGUGUUCUUUCCGACUGUAUCUACUAAAUGGAAAAACAGAACAUUAGAAUCUGUUUGCAUUGUCCAUUUGUCUAUGCCUCAUGAGUGCGUUGUGUCCAACCUUAUUAUGCACUAAAUUAUGCAUGCUAAGAUUUUAUCUCUAGUAUAAAGCCUCUAGUACUUAAUAUAGGUCUUUCCAGAGACCUAUCAUUGCUCUAAAGACUGUAUUAUAUAGAAAAUAUUUCACUUUUUGCUCUCCAGUGCCUGUCCCUCAGCUAAUCUCCACCAUCUGCUCAUUGGCUACCUGGAGUAAUCCUCUCGCCUCUUGUGUAGAUCUAAUAAAAACUGGUUAAUCCUGCAUGGAUUAGACUGCAGUGUAGAUUGGUGCUUUGAAAGCUUACUGAUACCUGGUGCUCUGCUCUUAUCUUCUCACAGCUCUAUUUCUUUCCCCUUUCUCUUAUUUUCCCCCCUCUCAGCAGCAAACUUCUUGCUGGCCUCAAGGUUAAAUUAAAACACAACUAUACAUGGAAUCCUUAUUAGAGUAAAUAGAAUAAUUUUCUGAGAACUUGAAAACCUACUUCAGCAAACUACACAAGUUCUUUAAAUGGUGAGUUGUGCUCAUUAAUAUUUCUGGUUCUCUUCAUCCUCAUGACCUGGAAACAACUUUCAGAAGCCAACACAUUUAAGUGCACGGAUAUGCGCUGUGGCACUAUAAAAAAUAUUUCACUGAAUUGAGACACUCACAAGCUAACUUAUUAUAGCUAUUUCCUCACUUUGCUAAAAUGGAGCUUUAUUCCUAAUUCUGGCUGGAAAGAAUUUGCUAAACUAGUUUGGGUUUCAGCUGAUCAGAAUAAGGACCUGCAGCUGUAUUGAAGCAGGUAUUCUAAGAUUAACUACACUAAAGCACCAUGGUUAUGCCAUCCCCAUUUACGGAACUGACUCAGGCCCACCUUUGUAACACAAAAAUAAACUAAUAACCUCACAGCCUGGGAGUAAAGUGUCAGGCAUAGAAUGAGAAAAGGGACAUGGGGCUCCAUAGCAGCAUGAGAACAAAUCUCUUCAAAUCCUAAGAGAAGGGCCUUUGGGUUCUGGAUAAGAAUCUGGCUCAGUGUUCGAACUAGAGAUGGGCUGAGGAGGGUCAGUACUUGGAUCUGAGUCAGGUGAAAGUUGAAGGCUGAAAUCCAGCAAUCUCCUCUCAGGAGAAUUCCAUCAGUUUUUGGAUUACACCAAGCCAAACAAGAUCCUGGAGAAUAAAUGGUCCCUUUGCUCUUUGGAUUCAACCCAGAUCCAGAAUUAGAGAGGUGGGUGUAGAUCUGUGGAUUCAAAUCCAACCUAGCAUCUCCCAAAACUCCUGGAUGUGUGAUUCCAGCUCAGUCCUGACUCUAGUUGGAACAUUGCAUACCAACAUGUAACUUUUAAUUUGUUGGUGGAGGCAAAAUAUGGUUGUGAGCGUAGCCUACUCUGUGACAUAAUUAGUCCUAACGUGAAGUGUUCUGAGAUCUACUAAUGUGCUUUCUGAGAAGGAAAGAGAAGGUUCUGUGGGAAAUUUGCGCUGAAUCAUGGUGGGUUCUGCUUCGGUAGCAAACAGUAGAGAAUGCUCCGGCGUGACAGGUUCUAUGGAGCUCAGCUGGACAGUAGAGAAGGAAAGAACCUCAGUGAGCAGUGUGUGUUUCAGCAUAGUUCAGGGUAGUGAUGGUGCCAUAUUAUCCUUUCAAUGUAUCAACAGUCCAAGGAUUUUUUUAAAACAUAAAACAAAUGGAUGGAUGGUUUUAUUAAAUAUUUGGACCAUU
Molecule: messenger RNA, 5647 nt
Organism: Gopherus flavomarginatus (Mexican gopher tortoise)
Lineage: Eukaryota; Metazoa; Chordata; Testudines; Testudinidae
Gene: SCAMP5
Product: secretory carrier membrane protein 5
Exons: 7
Coding region: 165-872 (235 amino acids)
Biological process (GO): protein transport
Cellular component (GO): recycling endosome membrane; trans-Golgi network membrane
Source: RefSeq, a predicted model, not a curated record